Pistacia vera is the source of this 2646-nucleotide messenger RNA. Its product is annotated as protein EXECUTER 1, chloroplastic. The record is from RefSeq and is a predicted model, not a curated record. The transcript is spliced from 12 exons. Gene Ontology annotation, biological process: singlet oxygen-mediated programmed cell death; response to singlet oxygen. NCBI's taxonomy places the organism in Eukaryota, Viridiplantae, Streptophyta, Magnoliopsida, Sapindales, Anacardiaceae. The coding region runs from base 106 to 2166 and encodes 686 amino acids. Gene Ontology annotation, cellular component: thylakoid membrane.
CACCACCCACAAGACAACACAGACAUAUCCUCUUCCUCUCUAACAACACAACACAGACAUAUCAAUUCCAAUUUAUCACAACAAAAUUCUCUCCUCCUUCACUUGAUGAUGGCUUCUAUUUCAUCUUCUCCAUCUCCUCACAAACUUCUUUUCCCAACCCCUCACAAAUUCCUCCACGUCAAAAGACAAUCCUACCCUCUCCCGCUCUCUCCUUUUCCCGAUUCUACUCUCUGCCGUUCCUCCUCCUCUUCCUCCGGUAACAACUCCACUCGCCGCCCCUGGGACUUCCCCAUCCACAACCUCCUCAAGAACCUCGUCAAACGCUUCGACUCCUACCUCAACCAGAAGGAUACUGCACAGAACGACGCCGUUUCUGACAAAGAAGACUGGGAUUGGGAGAGGUGGAAGAAGCAUUUCGAUGAUGUAGAUGAACAGGAGCGUCUUGUCUCCAUUUUGAAGUCACAGUUAGGUAAAGCAGUAUACAGAGAAGAAUAUGGAGAUGCUGCUAGGCUCAAGGUGGCAAUUGCAGCUGCAGCUACUAAUGACACUGUUGGCAGAGUGAUGUCCAACUUGAAUAGAGCAGUAGUGGAAGAGCGUUUUGAGGAUGCAGCUAUUUUACGAGAUAAAGCUGGUGCUGGAUUGGUGGGAUGGUGGACUGGUAUUUCAGAAGAUAAGCACAAUCCUUAUGGUCUGAUAAUACAUGUUACUGCAGAGCAUGGAAAAUAUGUAGCUAGGAGUUAUAGUCCCCGGCAGCUUGCUACAGCUGCAGUUGGUGUUCCCCUGUUUGAGAUCUAUCUUACUAUGAAUAAGAAAGGUGAAUACAAACAGCAGGCUGUGUACUUAAGAAAGAGGGGUUUUUUCGAAGAUUCUUCAAAAGUUUCCCCCAAAGCAUCAGGUGCUGCCAGUGGCUUGAAUUCAUCAGGCUCAACGGAAGACAAGGAUGAUCUUCUUGUUAUGAGUACCGAAGAUGUCGAAGAUGGUGAUGAUACUGAUGAUAAUUCUGAUCUAGCUGAGGGACUGUCUGGAUUUCAGAAUAUAUUGCGAGAUAUGAUUCCUGGUGUGAGAGUUAAGGUUUUGAAGGUGAUAACCCCUGGGAAGGUAGAUCGAGAUUUUAUAUCCAAGGUAAUUGAGCAGAUAAUAGAGGAUGAAGAUGAAGAAAAAGAUAUCGAGGUGGAAAAUGCUGAAUCAGAAGAUGAAGAUGAAGGUGAAAGUGAAAGUGAAAGUGACCAAGAGAGGAAUGAGAUAGAAAUGGAUGCUGUUCGUGGAAUUAUAGAAAAUGAAGAGCAAAGUGAAAUUGCUGUCAAAGUUGUGGUUGGUGGUCUUGUUCAGAAGCUUUCUGGCAGUAUGCCUGCUAAGGAGCGAGUACCUGCUAAGCUAGAAAAGAAGGGACGUUUGUCAUUUUCCUUCUUUAUAAAGAAAGAUGGAAAGCUACAGGAUUCUGGUGCCAAGGAACUAACUUCAGUGGAUCGCAAAGCUAAGCUUCGAGGUCAGCUUAGCAUGGACAGUGUUAUGCUUGAUCUUGCAAAGUUUGUCGGCAAGGAGAAGAUACCAUUGAAGGCAGGCUUACAUCUUUGCUUCGCAUAUCUUUAUUCUGCUGCCUCAUCUAUGCAGGUGCUUAAAGAUAUUGGUGAAUUAAUAAAUCUCUCUCUCAGUCAGGCCCAGAGCCGUCAACCACUGUCCGGUUCAACAACUUUCCAGCGAAUUGAGAUAGCAUCACCAUCAGAUCCACUAAAUGGACUAUACAUUGGUGCACAUGGACUUUACACCUCAGAAGUUAUCCAUCUGACACGCAAAGUUGGCCAAUGGAAAGAUGAUAGUGGGACUAGGAAUUCUUCUGGUCUCGAGUUUUAUGAAUAUGUGGAAGCUAUUAAAGUAACUGGAGAUCCUUAUGUACCUGCUGGCCAGGUUGCAUUUCGUGCCAAGAUUGGAAAAAGAUAUCAGUUGCCACAUAAAGGAAUCAUUCCUGAAGAAUUUGGAGUGAUUGCUCGAUAUAAAGGACAAGGGAGGCUUGCAGAGCCAGGUUUUCGAAACCCACGAUGGGUUGAUGGUGAACUUGUUAUUCUUGACGGAAAGUACAUUAAAGAGGGGCCUGUUGUUGGAUUUGUCUAUUGGGCUCCUGAAUAUCAUUUCUUGGUGUUCUUCAAUCGGCUUAGGCUUCAGCAGUAGAUUCUCAUUGUACAUAAAGUCCGAGUUUUGCUGAUUCUUUGGUCAGAUUAGGCUGGCAGCAGAGAAGCUUAGAUAUAUUAGGCCCCAAUUCAAAUGCUCAAGCCGUUGACUGGUGCACUUCUAAGCAUGUAUUGACCAGAUGAAAGUAAAUAUUGAUGCUUUGUGGUGCAUUGAUUCAGCCCUUCUACUGCUUGGUUUUUGGCAGUCCUCUCACCAAUGUAUGUGUUGUUAACUUCUGCUGUACAUACUGUCAGUUCCUAACUAUUAAGCUGUUGUGAUGCUUGAUCGUUUUAUUAUUCGUAGUUCUAUUAUCUCACAAGCACAGUUGGGAUUGCGCAAUACCUGAAUUAGAAAGUAGAAUAUGUAAGGGAUACUGAUGGGCUUUUUUAUUUAUUUAUUAUUAUUUUUUUUUUUAUUGGUGCAGUUCCUUGUAACCUUGUUUCGAAUCAAUUACUCUGUAAUUAUCAUUUUUGGUUUUUU